Messenger RNA from Vanrija pseudolonga, 707 nucleotides. RefSeq names its product rRNA-processing protein FCF1 (gene FCF1). Bases 48 to 638 code for a protein of 196 amino acids. The record is from RefSeq and is a predicted model, not a curated record. Lineage: Eukaryota; Fungi; Basidiomycota; Tremellomycetes; Trichosporonales; Trichosporonaceae. Gene Ontology annotation, cellular component: nucleolus; small-subunit processome. The transcript has 9 exons.
CAACGAUCUCAGCUCGUGCACUCGACAGCAACAACAACCAGAACACAAUGGGAAAAGCAAAGGUCACGCGCAAGUUUGCCGCCGUCAAGCGCAUGCUCAAGCCGAGCGACCCGCGGUUGAAGGAGAACAUUGAGAAGGCGGCCAAGGUCGAGCAGAAGAAGAAGCAGCUGGAAGAGAAGAAGCAGGUUGCCCAGGUCUCGAGCUCCCUCUUCCUCUCGCACAACACGGACCUCGGGCCGCCGUACCGCGUGCUCGUCGACACCAACUUUAUCAACUUUUCCAUCCAGAACAAGAUUGAGCUGGUGCAGGGCAUGAUGGAUUGCCUGAUGGCCAAGUGCAUCCCCACCAUCUCGGACUGCGUGCUCGCCGAGCUCGAGAAGCUGGGGCCAAAGUACCGUCUUGCGCUCAAGAUCGCAAAGGACCCGCGCUUCGACCGCGUCCACUGUGACCACAAGGGAACGUAUGCCGACGACUGCCUCGUCGAGCGUGUCUCCGCGCACAAGUGCUACAUUGUCGCUACUUGCGAUCGCGACCUCCGCCGCAGGAUACGCAAGGUGCCCGGCGUGCCGCUCAUGUACGUCGUCAAGCACCGCUACCAGAUCGAGCGCCUGCCCGACGGCGGUGCGUCGUUUAUCUAGGUCUAGGCUGCAUAGAGUGGGCGUGGUCGUGUACAGGUACAAUUUCAUCAUGCAUUGUAUUACUAUACA